UACUCAAAGAUCGCCAAAACUUCACUUGAUUCUGAACAACACGCGUUUGUUUUCUCUUGAGAGAAAAUUACGAAUUUAUUUUUGCUUUUAAACCACGACGACGAUUCCAACACUCGACCACUCUCUGUUGGUUGGCGUCUCUACGACGCACUUGGAGUCACCACCAUUGGAAUCCCGAACGGAGUCGCAAGAUGAACCGCGACGCUGCGCAGCGCUGCCCUAUGACCACCUUGUAUGUCGGGGACCUCCAUCCGGACGUCACCGAGGGUUUGCUCUUUGAGAAAUUUAGCAAUGCUGGAGCCAUCCGGUCCAUCAGGGUUUGCAGGGAAAAGACCACCCGCCGCUCUUUUGGCUAUGCUUAUGUGAACUUCCACCAGCCGGCUGACGCUGAGCGCGCCCUUGACAUCCUGAAUUUCGAGGAGAUCAAGGGCAGGCCUGCCCGUGUGAUGUGGUCCCAGCGCGACCCCUCCUUAAGAAAAAGUGGAGUGGGAAACAUCUUUGUUAAGAACUUAGCCAAGUCCAUGGACAGCAAGGCCCUUUGUGAUACUUUCUCCGCCUUUGGGAACAUCCUCUCCUGCAAGGUGGUCUCAGAUGAAAAUGGCUCCAAGGGCUACGGCUUUGUGCACUUUGAGACCCAGGAGGCAGCUGAGAGAGCCAUUGAGAAAAUGAAUGGCAUGCUGCUUGAUGAUUGUAGAGUUUUUGUGGGCCCCUUCAAGUCCCGCAAGGACUAUGAAAUUGAGCGUGGUGCCCAAGCCAAGGAGUUCACCAACGUUUACAUCAAAAACUUUGGUGAGGAGAUGGAUGAUGAGAGGCUGCGCCAGAUCUUUGGCAAAUUUGGCCCCACUCUGAGCGCAAAGGUGAUGGUAGACCAGAGAGGACGCUCAAAGGGCUUCGGCUUUGUGGACUACAAGCAUCAUAAGGACGCCCAGCGGGCCGUAGAUGAAAUGAAUAACAAGGAGCUGAAUGGGAAGCUUGUGUAUGUGGGCCGUGCCCAGAAGAAGAUGCAGCGCGAGACUGAGCUCAACCGUAAAUUCGAGCAGAUGAAACAGCACCGCACGACCCUCUCGCAGGGCAUCAACCUGUACGUUAAAAACUUGGAUAAGGGCCUACGUGAUGAUGGGCUGUAUGAGAUAUUCUCUCCCUUUGGAACCAUCACCAGCGCCAAGGUGAUGAUGCAGGGCGGCCGCAGCAAAGGCUUCGGCUUUGUGUGCUUCUCCUCCCCCUCGGAGGCCACCAUGGCUGUUACGGAGAUGAAUGGUCGCAUCGUCACCACCAAGCCGCUGUACGUUGCCCUGGCCCAGCGCAAGGAUGAGCGCCAAGCCCACCUGACCAACCACUAUAGGCAGAGGAUGGCCAGCGUACGCCCCCAGCAACCCCAGGGACUGCCAGACACUGUGCGCACAUCUGGGCCUCAUCCUCGGACCUUCAGCAGCACAAGACGCGCUGCUGCCCAGGUGCCAUACAUGGUGGCCUCUCAAUGCAACACCCCUCAGACUCUGGUCCACUGUCCAGGCAAGACUCCGGGUGCCGCCAGUGCCCCAACUUCCAUCAUUGACCCAGCAUGCCAGGAGCCUCUGACCACCUCCAUGCUGGUAGCCUUGGACUCUGAGGAGCAGAAACAGUUAUUGGGACAACGCCUGUUCCCCUUGAUCCAGGCCAUGCAGCCCAUGCAGGCUAAGAAGAUCACCGGCAUGCUGCUGGAGCUCGACAACUCUGAGCUGGUUUGCAUGCUUGAGUACCCUGAGUUCCUGUUCUCCAAGGUGGAUGAGGCCGUAGCUGUACUGCAGGCCCACCUGGCCAAACAGGGAGCCCAGAGGCAUGCCACCAGCACCGUUUAAAGACAUGGAGGGGGACUUUUCUUAAAAGGCAAUAAGCAAAUACAACAUUGAAAUAUUUGUCACCAUUGUAAACAUAUUCACACCCCAUACAGACCACUACUCAUGCUGGAAAUAAAAAGAAAUAAAAUCAUUUAUUUUAUUAAAUA
Messenger RNA from Engraulis encrasicolus (European anchovy), 1984 nucleotides. RefSeq names its product polyadenylate-binding protein 1-like. The transcript has 2 exons. The coding region runs from base 192 to 1838 and encodes 548 amino acids. NCBI's taxonomy places the organism in Eukaryota, Metazoa, Chordata, Actinopteri, Clupeiformes, Engraulidae. Gene Ontology annotation, cellular component: cytosol; ribonucleoprotein complex; nucleus. Gene Ontology annotation, molecular function: mRNA 3'-UTR binding; poly(U) RNA binding; poly(A) binding. The record is from RefSeq and is a predicted model, not a curated record.